This is a messenger RNA of Colletotrichum fioriniae, 444 nucleotides long. Lineage: Eukaryota; Fungi; Ascomycota; Sordariomycetes; Glomerellales; Glomerellaceae. The record is from RefSeq and is a predicted model, not a curated record.
AUGGCAACGGCGAUGAACGAGAAUGAUGCUGUCAGAGACUUCAUACGCUCAGCUGAAGCCCUCACUACAUCAAUCGAGAAUCUCAGGGAGGGCGAUAGAUCACAAGUUCUUCUCAAGCUUCAUGAGCUCACAAUCAAAGUCGAAUCUCCUUGGGAGACGUUUGUGAGGCUCUUCUUAAGCGAACCGGCUGUCCUAGCAUCAGUCAAGAUACUGCAGGAUCUCAACAUUUUCAAGAAAUGGAAGGACAAUGGAAGCAGACCCAUGAGUUGUGCUCAGCUCUCAGACCUCGCGGAAGGACCUUGCGAUGCCGCUUUACUUUAUCGACUCCUCCGCCUACUGGUCUCGAACAACAUAGUCGAGAUGACCUCAGAUGGGGUCUACAAACCCACCAAAUUCUGCAACCAGCUUGCGGACUCGGACUUUAGCACCACCGCAAAGUUCUAG